Molecule: messenger RNA, 1413 nt
Organism: Sodiomyces alkalinus F11
Lineage: Eukaryota; Fungi; Ascomycota; Sordariomycetes; Glomerellales; Plectosphaerellaceae
Product: signal peptidase 22 kDa subunit
Exons: 2
Coding region: 362-1024 (220 amino acids)
Biological process (GO): protein targeting to ER
Cellular component (GO): signal peptidase complex; membrane
Source: RefSeq, a predicted model, not a curated record
GCAAUAUAUUAUUAUGAAAUGGACUGUCUCGGGAGUACUUCGUACGGAUACCCAGGUACAUUGUCAAGCCCAGUGUCUGUGAAGUGGAGAAUCUCGGUAGGACCCGAACUGCCCGCCAAUCAACAAGAUAAUCCACGAUAACUGCCAUUUGUCCCCCAAUUGACCCAAGACAACCAUCAAUCUGUCCUCCCAAAGGUUCAGGGCGCAACUUCACGAGCCAUUCAACCAUCAUAAACGGCUCUUCCCCUCAGUCUUGCACUGCAACCACCCGCCGUGCCGCCGAACAACUACCAACAACUUCCCGGGCUUCCAACCUUCGGCGCGGCGCAACAGCCCCGCGCCGACCCCGACUCUGAGCACCAUGUUCAACUCUCUCAACCGCAUCCAGAAUACCUUCGGCUUCUUCACCACCGUCGCCUUCGUCCUCGCUUCCUUCAUCGCCCUCUCCGACUUCGUCACCCCUCGGGCCCCCUCUGCCGGCACCAUCGUUCCCGAAUCCGUCCAGGUCGUCAAGGGCCGGCCACACUACUACUCGUCCAAGAAGGAGGAGUACGCCAUCGUCAAGUUCUCCUUGGACGCCUCCCUCGAGUCCCUCUUUACCUGGAACACGAAGCAGGUCUUUGUCUACGUCACCGUAGAGUGGCCGGAACCUGGCGCCGACAAUGUCACAAACUCCGCCGUCAUCUGGGACCAGAUCAUCACGAGUCCCAGUGCCGACCACCUCUCCAAUCUAAGCCCGGUCGCCCUGCGCAAGCUCAAGCGGAGUGCUGAAGGCAAGAGCAUUGACCCGAGUCGGGGAAAGCUGAAAAUCAAGAACCAAAAGCCCAAAUACCAGAUCACCCAUCCUACUGGGAAGCUGGCCGAGGCUGAGGAUGUCCGGCUGAGGCUGCAUUACAGCGUGCAACCGUGGUUCGGCAUCCUCACGUUUGAUCAGGAAUCCGACAUCGGUCUGUGGAAGGCGUUUAAGGGAGGCGUUAGUGAGCUGUUCAAGUUGCCUGCUCUUAAGAAGAAAACAACAACAUGAAGGUCUAGUGACCUUGCCCUCGGUCUCGGCAACGGCCCAUUUUCAUGCAUUAGAGGUUCCAUAUAAAGAUAGCCUUGCGGGCCCUUGUCUUGCCGUGAUCGAUAGCCCUCGGACCUAUUCCUCGAUUGCUGUCUCGCUCUUAAGUGCUCUGAAUCGUUCGUAGUAGUUGGGCUCUAGAAUCUCCAAGGUCACCAUCACAUGCUUGAUAGCUGUACCCUUUUGAGGGGCCUCCGCCUGGUUUACAACUGGGAACCAGAGUAAUAUGCCACUACUUGGUGUUCAUAGAACUAUCUACAAGGAAUGGAGUUGCCGGGUCUCGCGAGCGACGCACUCUCUCGGAACUACGGGAUGGCUGCGAAUCACAUCGUUUCACAUGAAGACACAUCAGG